This is a messenger RNA of Ilyonectria robusta, 372 nucleotides long. RefSeq names its product EthD domain-containing protein. The transcript is spliced from 3 exons. The annotation marks the transcript as partial. Gene Ontology annotation, molecular function: oxidoreductase activity. The record is from RefSeq and is a predicted model, not a curated record. Lineage: Eukaryota; Fungi; Ascomycota; Sordariomycetes; Hypocreales; Nectriaceae.
CAAAUCGACCACGAUUUCACGUUCGACGACUUCAAGUACGAAAAGGAAGUUCACUAUCAACCAUGUGUCAGGGUUUCAAUUUACUUUAAGAAGAAAAAGGGCGUCUCUCUCGAGCACUUCACCCAACACUGGGCUCACGUCCAUGCUGACAUGACGCUCGCCUCGAAGAAAUUUGGCCUCUUCAGGGUCCAAAGAUACACUCAGCAUCACCAACUCCCUGGGAUGAAGGAGGGGCUUGCCAGGAUGAGCAUGAACGCAAUGGAGUUUGACGGAUGCUCGACGCUGUGGUUCAAAAAGUGGGAAGACUUUGAGAAUUUCUUCACGAGCCCCGAAUACGAAACCAACUUGACAGACGACUGCAAACACUUCAUG